This is a messenger RNA of Neoarius graeffei (lesser salmon catfish), 3910 nucleotides long. RefSeq names its product CTR9 homolog, Paf1/RNA polymerase II complex component (gene ctr9). The record is from RefSeq and is a predicted model, not a curated record. Gene Ontology annotation, cellular component: Cdc73/Paf1 complex. NCBI's taxonomy places the organism in Eukaryota, Metazoa, Chordata, Actinopteri, Siluriformes, Ariidae. Gene Ontology annotation, biological process: RNA processing; regulation of DNA-templated transcription. The transcript is spliced from 23 exons. Gene Ontology annotation, molecular function: RNA polymerase II complex binding. Bases 121 to 3570 code for a protein of 1149 amino acids.
GAAGUAAAAGCCUUUGUUGUUCACAUGAACACCGUUUUCAGUCAGUAGCUAGCGACGCGAAAAUUAGCGAGUUAGCCAAACAGCUAAUCUGACAGAAAAUUGAGGAUUUAAACCGUCACCAUGUCUCGGGGAUCUAUUGAAAUCCCCCUGCGGGACACAGACGAGGUGAUUGAGCUGGACUUUGAUCAGCUUCCUGAAGGAGAUGAAGUGAUCAGUAUCCUGAAGCAGGAGCACACACAGCUGCACAUAUGGAUCGCACUUGCUUUGGAGUACUACAAACAGGGGAAGACGGAGGACUUUGUGAAGCUGCUGGAGGCGGCGCGUAUCGACGGAAACCUGGACUACCGAGACCACGAGAAGGACCAGAUGACGUGUCUGGACACACUCGCUGCUUAUUACGUCCAGCAGGCUCGCAAAGAGAAGAACAAGGAUGCCAAAAAGGACCUUAUUAAUCAGUCAACGCUCCUGUACACGAUGGCGGAUAAGAUCAUCAUGUACGAUCAGAACCACUUGUUGGGACGUGCCUGCUUUUGCCUGCUGGAAGGGGACAAGAUGGAUCAGGCAGACGCCCAGUUUCACUUCGUCCUGAACCAGUCCACUAAUAACAUCCCUGCGCUGCUGGGCAAGGCUUGUAUUUCUUUCAACAAAAAGGACUACAGAGGAGCUUUGGCUUACUACAAAAAAGCUCUGCGCACAAACCCCGGGUGUCCAGCUGAAGUGAGGCUUGGGAUGGGUCACUGCUUUGUGAAGCUGAACAAGCUGGAGAAAGCUCGUCUAGCCUUCAGCCGCGCCCUCGAGCUCAACCCGAAGUGCGUGGGAGCCCUGGUUGGACUCGCCGUCCUUGAACUCAACAACAAAGAGGCUGACUCCAUCAAGAACGGCGUGCAGCUGCUCUCCAGAGCUUACACCAUUGACCCGAGCAACCCCAUGGUGCUCAACCACCUGGCCAACCACUUCUUUUUCAAAAAGGAUUACAGUAAAGUCCAGCAUUUGGCCCUUCAUGCAUUCCACAACACCGAGGUCGAGGCCAUGCAGGCUGAGAGCUGCUAUCAGCUGGCUCGUUCCUUCCACGUUCAGGAGGAUUACGACCAGGCUUUUCAGUAUUACUACCAAGCUACUCAGUUCGCCUCGUCCACCUUCGUGUUGCCGUUCUUCGGCCUGGGACAGAUGUAUGUGUAUCGGCGAGACAAAGAAAACGCGGCACAGUGCUUCGAGAAGGUCUUGAAGGCGUACCCGAACAACUACGAAACCAUGAAAAUUCUCGGUUCGCUUUACGCAACGUCAGACGACCAGGAAAAAAGGGACAUCGCUAAAGGCCAUCUAAAGAAAGUUACUGAGCAGUAUCCUGAUGAUGUAGAAGCUUGGAUUGAACUUGCUCAGAUUCUGGAGCAGACAGACAUUCAGGGUGCUCUGUCUGCAUACGGCACAGCUACACGCAUUCUCCAGGAGAAGGUACAAGCUGACGUGCCUCCUGAGAUCCUGAACAAUCUGGGAGCCCUGCACUUCAGACUGGGGAACCUUGGAGAAGCAAAGAAAUACUUCCUGGCCUCUCUGGAGAGAGCCAAAGCAGAGGGUGAGCACGAUGAGCAUUACUACAACGCCAUCUCCGUUACCACCUCCUACAACCUGGCACGGCUCUAUGAGGCCAUGUGCGAGUUCCACGAGGCUGAGAAGCUCUACAAGAACAUCCUGAGAGAACAUCCAAACUAUGUCGACUGUUACUUGCGUCUCGGAGCAAUGGCCCGUGACAAAGGCAACUUCUACGAAGCCUCAGACUGGUUUAAAGAAGCUCUUCAGAUCAACCAGGAUCACCCAGACGCUUGGUCCCUGAUCGGAAAUCUGCACUUGGCCAAACAGGAGUGGGGUCCUGGUCAGAAGAAGUUUGAGCGUAUCCUGAAGCAGCCGUCUACUCAGAACGACACGUACUCCAUGCUGGCGCUGGGGAACGUAUGGCUGCAGACACUACACCAGCCUACGAGGGAUCGAGAAAAGGAAAAAAGGCACCAGGACAGAGCUUUGGCCAUUUAUAAACAGGUCCUGAGGAACGAUGCGAAGAACCUGUAUGCUGCCAAUGGUAUCGGCGCUGUUUUGGCCCACAAGGGCUACUUCCGUGAAGCACGUGACGUGUUUGCGCAGGUCCGGGAGGCUACGGCGGAUAUCAGCGACGUCUGGCUGAACCUGGCGCACAUUUACGUGGAGCAGAAGCAGUACAUCAGCGCCGUGCAGAUGUAUGAAAACUGCCUGAAGAAAUUCUACAAGUACCAGAACACCGAGGUGCUGCUGUACCUGGCUCGGGCGCUGUUUAAGUGCGGAAAGCUGCAGGAGUGCAAACAGAUGCUGCUGAGGGCCCGACAUGUGGCUCCCAGCGACACGGUGUUGAUGUUCAACGUGGCCUUGGUGCUGCAGCGACUCGCCACUCUGGUGCUGAAGGACGAGAAGAGCAACCUGAAGGCCGUGCUGAGCGCGGUGAAGGAGCUGGAGCUCGCUCACAGGUACUUCAGCUACCUCAGUAAAGCCGGAGACAAGAUGAGAUUCGACUUGGCACUGGCCGCCAGCGAAGCAAGGCAGUGCUCUGAUCUGCUGAGUCAGGCGCAGUACCACGUGGCCCGCGCCCGCAAACAGGACGAGGAGGAGAAGGAGCUGCGAGCCAAGCAGGACCAAGAGCGAGAGUUGCUGAGGCAGCAGCUGCUCCGCGAACAGGAGGAGAAAAGGAUCAAGGAGGCUGAGGAGCAGAAGAAGCUCCUGGAGCAGCGAGCGCAGUAUGUGGAGAAGACCAGGAACCUCCUGACCUUCACUGAUGAGAUGAAGGAAUCUGCGAAAGAGAAGAAGAAAUCAGGAGGCGGCGGACGGCGUAAGAAAGGAGCUGAAUACGACGACUUUGUCAACGACGACUCCGAUGAAGAGCUGCCCCUCAAGAAGAAGAAGAAGAAGAAGGGACCUCGCAGCGGGAGCGAACAAGAGGCAGAAGAUGAAGAGGGAGACAAGAAGCCACGCAAGAAAAGGAGGAGAUCAAUUAAAGGUGAUGACGGAAGUGACGAGGAUGAGGGCGGCUCAAGACCCAAAAAACCACGCAGACCUCGAGAGCGCAAGAAGAUUGAGAAGUCGAAACCUGAGCGUCUGCCGCCGUCUCUUAAAGGAAAAAUCAAAUCCAAGGCCAUCAUUUCCUCCUCCGAUUCCUCCUCUGAUGAGGACGGUCUGAAAAUAGCCGAGGACCGGAAUCGGGACAGCGGCUCAGGAUCCGAGGACGGCGGCCACCGUAGACGCAUCGCCUCCGACAGCGAAUCCGACGAAGAGCGGCGCCGUUCUGCCAACUCGGACGAGGACGAAUCCGGCAGCGAACGGGCGGUGAAGAAGACGAGGCCGCAGUCGGAUUCCGAGCAAUCGGACAACGAGAGCAAGAGGAGCCGCUCGGACGGUUCCGAGGACGAAUCACGGCCCGGUUCUCCAGCGCCAGCUUCAGAUCAGGGCUCUGAAAACGACGGAUCACCUCCGCGCUCGGAUAACGAAUCUGAGCCUGAGGGAUCAAACAACGAGGCCUCAAACCGAGGCUCUGAUGAUGACAGUGACUGAGUUUAGCACAUGCUACACGUGUGUCAUGAAUUAUUUUUCUUUUCCCCCCUUUCUCUUCUAUCCCGGGUUAGGGCAUGUCACAGUCGUAUCUCUUUUUUGAACACUUAUUUGUCGGUUGAGUAAAUUAUGCCUCUGUGACUUUUUUUUUUUUUUUCUGCAAGGGGAAGCAUCAUGUGAUUUUGUUUUCCAUAUUUCAAAGUAAAUAAAGAUGGAGCCUAAAUACUCGACAGAAAGGUGCAAGUUUGUACUGAAAUGAAUUGUUAGGAAUUCCAUGUUCUCAGCUAAAGAAUUAAAUCUCUCAUCAAAUUGAAAUUAAACUCAAGGCGAUAUUUUCCCAAUA